AUGAAGGAGGGGAAGUGGCUGGACUAUAGGUUAAACUGGGAGGAGCUGCUGAAAGCUAUAGGACAAGAACUCAUGGCUCUUGUAUUACUGUGUCUGCUGAAAGCAGCGUUGAUCAAGGCUGAUGAUUAUACCUGGGGUGGACCUGAAAACACAGGAACUGGAUCUGUUAAUCCCGGCUCAGAAAAUGUGUGUCUUACGGACCAGGCAUCAUGUGGCUGCUGUCUGAUGCAGCAGCAGAUACACAGGAUGACGCAGUUCUUCAACACAAGCCUGAAUGAGCUGGAGAAAGAGCUGAUAAAAUCAAUAACGGUCCUCAAUAACGUCAGAGCCAGCCGCAGUGCCUUCUCUGUCGCCCUAACUAAUCAGCAAAAGUUAGACUGCUUGGGCCCCUUCCGUGACGACAGGCUCAUCGCCUAUAAACAUGUCUUCAUCAAUCUGGGAGAAGGCUACAAUGUGGACACCGGUAUCUUCACCGCCCCCCGCUCUGGGGUCUACAGCCUUGCCCUCACCGUCUACAGUGAUGCCGGCUCUCCUGGGAACACCUUGGCUGCCUGUGCUAGUCUGCAGGUGAACGGACAGGUGAUGGCAGGACCCAGAGAGAGAAAUAUGCAGGACCAAGAGGACAGUGCUACUAUUGUUUUGGCCCUCCACCUGCAGGCUGGGGACAAGGUGGCUGUCAACCUGCCUAUUGGAUGUUUCCUCUGUGAUAACAGCAGCCAUUAUAACACUUUCACUGGUUUCCUGCUGUACGCUACUGACUAAGUUAGAGAAACAUAGCCACUCUGUCAUCCUGUACCUACAAGGUCUGAGUGAAACAAAAUCUUCCAGAGCUGGCGGUGGUUGUAACCAUUUAUUUAAGUGCAGUUUGUAACCUUAUCCAUCCAAACUCAUCUUCCGUUUGCUUGUAUUACUUUCUGGCUAAAGGAUGGUCUACAUGUACAUUUCUAAAUAAAAUUGUAAAGAAAACAUUUCAACAUGUUGUAACGCAUGUUUGUGUAUCAACUUUCCUGACAAACUGAUUAAUGUCAUACAAUCUGAGUCAUUUUUUUUUUUUGAAUGUGGUAACUGCUGACUAAAUUAUACUGGAA
This is a messenger RNA of Notolabrus celidotus (New Zealand spotty), 1088 nucleotides long. Its product is annotated as C1q-related factor-like. Lineage: Eukaryota; Metazoa; Chordata; Actinopteri; Labriformes; Labridae. The transcript has 4 exons. The coding region runs from base 1 to 762 and encodes 253 amino acids. Gene Ontology annotation, molecular function: protein binding. The record is from RefSeq and is a predicted model, not a curated record.